Molecule: messenger RNA, 945 nt
Organism: Rhizoctonia solani
Lineage: Eukaryota; Fungi; Basidiomycota; Agaricomycetes; Cantharellales; Ceratobasidiaceae
Exons: 4
Coding region: 1-945 (314 amino acids)
Source: RefSeq, a predicted model, not a curated record
AUGUCAGACAACACCCAAACGGCGUGGGUUUCUCGCCCUGUCGGCGGUAUACCAGUUUCUGCCGAUUUGGCUCCAUCGAUUGUAUUCGCAGUACUAUACGCGCUCCUACUUCCCAACAUUAUCUACAACUUCUUCUUCCGUAAACCGCGCGCAUGGAAUGCCAUCCAAAUUGGAACACUACUAUUUGCGGUAGAACGCAUAGCAUGGUGUAUUAUACGGGCCGUCCAGGCCUCCCAUCCAGCAAACAGGGCAUCGGGAGGACAAAUGAAUUAUAUACAAGCAACUGUCGGGCUGGGUUUCAUAGGGAUAUCCAGUGAUGCAAUUAAACUUCUUCGUUGCCUACUGGUCAACACCACCCUCCCCGAGAAAGGCGCUUCGAAAGACCGCCGCACCCCAAGGCGAUACUAUAGAUAUUCUUGCUAUGUCUUCGAGCUAGCCUUUCUUGCAUCGACUAUCCCUGGAAUAGUAGCCAGCAGCAGUUACAGUGCUGCGCGGUUUGACCAGGCGCGAGCUGACGCGAACCUGAGUCUCUUAAACGCUAGUGCUAGCAUAGUGCUUGCCUUCCAAGUAAUCACCAUUGUUGUAUCUUUAUUGGCAGCCUUCAAGGUGAAAGAAAUUGAUCGUACGAGAUGCUUCGAGCUCGUGGCCUUGACAUUACUUCUUAUUCCAGUCCCAAUCUACCGACUCUGCGUGAUCCAUAUUCGCACAAUCAACGUCUUUGAGCCCCUCUCCACCUCGGCCCGAGCGGUAUUUUAUAUCAUCCACCUUGUCCCAGAGUGGCUGUGUGUGAGCGUCUUGUUGAGCACUAACGUGCGCGAGAGAUUCCGCACAGGUCGCUGGGGUGACUACGAGAUGUCCGAGACACCCCGUGACAAACGGCUAGAGAAGUCUGCAGCCGAGGAUGGUUCGACUGAGGGUCAACUUGAUGCAUCACAGGCUGUUUAG